GCCCGCGUGCACGACAAAAACAACUACCGAGGGAGAAGGAAGUUGACAGCUGGUUAAUAUUUAGUGGUGUUGACUGGUGGUGAGACUGGAGGAACCUUUUGUGAACCAGUCAUCUCAUCGUCCUCAGCCUAGAGCGAUGCCACUUUGCAGAAUGAGACCCUUCUCCUGACACAGGGAGGGUACUCCUCCCCCAACCUUAGCAACCCGGACGAUCUACCUACCUACCUCACCCCUGACCCCCAUUGCCUCACCCCUGACUAACCCAUAAACCCUCCCCUCUAAUUACUACCUCAACUCUCCUCUAUGUAAACCUGCUGCUCUUAAACCGCUCUGUCCCCACCCUCCUGAGUAUUACAUUACAUUCAACACACCAACAGGGGGAAUUUAAAAAAGCAUGGUCAGUGCCUACUCCCUGGUGUCCAUUUUGUGCCCAGAGUGGAGUCAUCAGUAGGGUGCUCUAAGCCUGUGUACUGGCACGCGACUGUGCUGCUGAACUUCGAGUGACGUCCCCACUCUGUGAUGUCAGAGGCUGGAGGAGAGGGGCGGGACCAGAGUGGGAAUCUCACGUUUGUGGUUGGCUGUGUCGAUGAAGACCACCGAGGCUCAGAAGAAGGAGGAAGAAUGAAGAACGAGGGAGUGAUGCGAAAAGGAGAGGAGGAGGACGACAAGGAUUAUGACUCGCCUCCAGAGAGGCAGAUCGUGGUGGGCAUCUGCUCCAUGAUGAAGAAGUCCAAGUCCAAACCCAUGACCCAGAUCAUGGAAAGGCUGUGUAAGUUUGAGUACAUCACAGUGGUCAUCUUCCCCGAGGAGGUCAUCCUCAACCAGCCCGUGGACAAAUGGCCCCUGUGUGACUGCCUCGUCUCCUUCCACUCCAAAGGUUUCCCAUUGGAUAAAGCGGUAGAGUACGCCAAACUCAGAAACCCACUUCUCAUCAAUGACCUGAACAUGCAGUACUACAUACAAGACAGGAGGGAGGUGUAUCGUAUCUUGCAGGAGGAGGGCAUUGAUCUUCCUCGUUACGCUGUGUUAACCCGAGACCCAGACAGACCUGAAGAGUGUAACCUGGUGGAGGGGGAGGAUCAUGUGGAGGUGAACGGGGAGGUGUUCCCCAAACCCUUUGUGGAGAAGCCUGUGAGUGCUGAGGACCAUAACGUUUACGUCUACUACCCCACCUCAGCUGGAGGCGGCAGCCAGAGACUCUUCCGCAAGAUAGGGAGCCGCAGCAGUGUGUACUCCCCAGAGAGCUGUGUGAGGAAGACUGGCUCCUACAUAUACGAGGAGUUCAUGCCAACGGACGGCACUGAUGUCAAGGUGUACACAGUGGGCCCUGACUAUGCCCAUGCUGAGGCAAGGAAGUCCCCCGCCCUGGACGGUAAGGUGGAGAGGGACAGCGAGGGGAAGGAGAUCCGCUACCCUGUCAUGCUCUCCGCCAUGGAGAAACUGGUGGCCCGCAAGGUCUGCCUGGCCUUCAAGCAAACUGUGUGUGGCUUCGACCUCUUGAGAGCAAACGGCCACUCCUUCGUCUGUGACGUCAACGGCUUCAGCUUUGUGAAGAACUCCAUGAAGUACUAUGACGACUGUGCCAAAGUCUUGGGGAACAUAGUGAUGCGAGAGCUGGCCCCUCAGUUCCACAUCCCCUGGUCCAUCCCCCUGGAGGCUGAGGACAUACCCAUAGUCCCCACCACCUCGGGAACCAUGAUGGAGCUGCGCUGUGUCAUCGCCAUCAUCCGCCACGGAGACCGCACCCCCAAACAGAAGAUGAAGAUGGAAGUCCGACACCCUCUAUUCUUUGCGCUGUUUGAAAAGUAUGGAGGCUACAAGUCAGGGAAACUGAAGUUGAAGAAGCCCAAACAGCUACAGGAAGUGCUGGACAUUGCCCGGCUCCUACUGGCUGAGUUGGGACAGCACACAGACUGUGAGAUCGAGGAGAAGAAGGGUAAACUGGAGCAGCUCAAGACGGUUCUAGAGAUGUACGGCCAUUUCUCAGGCAUCAACAGGAAGGUGCAGCUCACCUACCUGCCCAAUGGACAGCCCAAAGCCUCCAGUGAGGAAGAAGAGGGUCCAAAGGAGGGUCCGUCUCUGCUGCUGGUGUUGAAGUGGGGAGGGGAGCUGACCCCGGCAGGCAGGGUACAGGCUGAGGAGCUGGGCAGGGCCUUCCGCUGCAUGUACCCUGGAGGUCAAG
This is a messenger RNA of Salvelinus namaycush (lake trout), 2182 nucleotides long. RefSeq names its product inositol hexakisphosphate and diphosphoinositol-pentakisphosphate kinase 2-like. Gene Ontology annotation, cellular component: cytosol. Gene Ontology annotation, biological process: inositol phosphate biosynthetic process; inositol metabolic process. The annotation marks the transcript as partial. Gene Ontology annotation, molecular function: 5-diphosphoinositol pentakisphosphate 1-kinase activity; inositol hexakisphosphate kinase activity; diphosphoinositol pentakisphosphate kinase activity. The record is from RefSeq and is a predicted model, not a curated record. Lineage: Eukaryota; Metazoa; Chordata; Actinopteri; Salmoniformes; Salmonidae. The transcript is spliced from 15 exons.